Messenger RNA from Crotalus tigris (Tiger rattlesnake), 1959 nucleotides. RefSeq names its product shiftless antiviral inhibitor of ribosomal frameshifting (gene SHFL). Gene Ontology annotation, molecular function: sequence-specific mRNA binding; ribosome binding. The transcript is spliced from 9 exons. Lineage: Eukaryota; Metazoa; Chordata; Lepidosauria; Squamata; Viperidae. The record is from RefSeq and is a predicted model, not a curated record. Bases 467 to 1285 code for a protein of 272 amino acids. Gene Ontology annotation, biological process: innate immune response; viral translational frameshifting.
CUGGAAGCCAAUCCAUUGGGACGGAUCCAGGAGGCCUGUUUGCAAAUGCUUCUAUUCUAUUCUCUUUUCUUUUUAUAUUAUUCUCCAAUAAAUCUUUGUUAGGUUAACCAGACUUAUCUUCGUAUUGUGAGUAUAAAAAUUUGGGGUUUUUACAUCUCACAAUCUUGGUGGAGAAUGCGGGCAUGCAGAGUCUCUAGGGGACACUGUUCUCAGUAAAAUCAGGAGCGCGCCUGUUGAUUUCAACUGCCUGGAGUUAUCUGAGAUCUAGUUUCCCCUUGCAGGCUCUGAGCCAAACUAAAUUGACAAUUCUGGUUUACAAAAAUCAAAGAACAGGAAAAAAGGAAGAAAAUCAGCAACUAAAGCCCAGACCAAGUAACCCAGUGCACUGGCCCAGCUAGAAAAAAGUGUCCGCCGACUACGGGAGAAAUUCUAUGGAAAAGUGAGCAUCACAGAUGCUGUGUUUCUGAUGCGGACGUUCCACAAUGAUCAUGAAAUGGUCUGCAAGUACAUCGUCCUUGAUGUAAAAGAAACAGAAGGUGUAGAUCCAGAAGAUGGAGAGAAGCUCAGAAGUGAUCCGAUAGCAAUGAAAGUAGUGAAUAAACUGAAGGAAGAAGAGGAGCAGAAUAAACAGGACAUCAAGGGCAAGGAUGAUAAGAAGAUUAAGGAGGUUGCUAGACAGCUGAUGCCCUUGACAAAGGAGAACUUACGGAUGUUCAAUAAUGCCCAAAACAAUCGCAUCCCUCCAGCUAUUCGCCAAUUUGCCUGCCAGCCUUGUGACCACAUGUGGUGGCGUCAGGUCCCAGAGAGAAAACAGGUGUCCCGUUGCCGCCGAUGUCGAAUCCGCUAUGAUCCAGUGCCAUACGAUAAAAUGUGGGGCACAGCAGAGUUUAAAUGCCCCUCAUGUGGCCAUACUUUCAGGGGAUCAGCUCAGAUGGGCACACCAUCUCCUUGCUUCCAGUGCCACACACCCGUACUUCCAAGCUUUAUCCUCCCACCUCAAAAGUACCCAGGACCCCGAGGCAGACAGCAGCAUUCUUGCUUUGCAGAGGAUUGCUACAACCGAUCAGAGCCUCAUAUUCCCGGAACCCAUUGUGUUCAUCCACGAAGCCGGGUCAGGAAUCGCUUGCCAAAAGUCCUCUGUCCCAGCGAAGAGCAUGAUAGCACGGGUUCCACAGUAGCCACUUGCAUAAGCCAAGGCAGCCUGGCAUGUUCGAACAUCAGUGACCUCAUCUUAGAGGAUCUGAAAGAACAGGAUGAAGAGAACGAUAGCGAGGGCAGCAAUUAGCCAUCCGUGGGAUUGAGAAACCAACCACCUUAGGGAGAUGGGCAGAAGGUUGCAAAUUAGGGGAAAUGGCAUCUGUAUGGAGUCUUGCUUUAUAUUCUCCUGAACUCCAUGCAUAUCUAUUCUAAUUAUAAAAAGUGAUUUGCUUCAGGCCCAAUUUGAUACUAUAAAAAAGAUAUGAUGGGGACUAGGGAAGCUUUGUCGUCAUCACAAAGCUCAUCGACCUGCACUUUAGGUUCAUGGGACCAAAACAAUAAAGAUGAUGGAAUUGGAGGAUCCCAAGUAAUAAACUAAUUAAUGAAGAGAAUUAUUCUCAUUGUGAUAUGUUUUAAUUAUUGAAAUAUGAAACUGAAAGACCAAAUUUUUUUCUUAAUUAAAAAGGGCAAGCAAAUACCCUCCAAAGUACUUGUAUAAUAAUAGUAAUGCUACUGAAGUAUUAGUUAUACCAUAUAUAAACAGUCUUUCUCUGUAUAUAUUAGAGAGUUAUCCUUUUUAAAGGGCAUCAGAGUGGGGGGAAGCUAAUAUAUACAAUGCCUUAAAAUUGAGAUUUUUAAAAUGGAAAGCGUUAAUAUGUCUCCUACUGUGCAGAUAUUUUUUUAAAAUCAGUGAUGAAUGCACAUACAAACUGCAGUGCAUCUUUUGUUGCCCUGGUAUAUUAAAAUGCAAAUUAAAAUAUU